AUGGCUUCUAAGUCCUCGCCCAAAAUACUGUCAGUUGAAUGGGGAAGCAUCGAGAUUGAAGGAGUAGACGCAGGCAAGGACUUCAAAGUCUUUCCAGGCGGUGCAAGGCCCUGGGAUUGGAGUGAGACGGGGACAAGACACCAACCUGGAAUCCAGGUUGCUGAUGUACAAGAACUUCUCGACAAAGGCGCCACUACGGUCGUUCUCUCUCGAGGAAUGCACCUGAAACUGCAUGUCGAUGCUUCAACUCACGAGUUCCUCGAAGGAAAGAACAUUACAGUGCAUGUCGCGGAAACCCGUGAAGCAGUCAACAUUUAUAAUUCACUAGCUCAGGACGGCACGUUAGUCGGCGGGCUCUUUCAUUCCACAUGUUAG
Molecule: messenger RNA, 375 nt
Organism: Pochonia chlamydosporia 170
Lineage: Eukaryota; Fungi; Ascomycota; Sordariomycetes; Hypocreales; Clavicipitaceae
Exons: 1
Coding region: 1-375 (124 amino acids)
Biological process (GO): positive regulation of fat cell differentiation
Cellular component (GO): cytoplasm
Source: RefSeq, a predicted model, not a curated record